UUCUCUACAUUGGAAAACCAAGCAAGGCCAAAAAUAUUUGAUCUGGAGAUAGUGACACCUGGAGUGCUGUAUGAGGAGGUGGUGGAGGUGGACUGCAGGGUGGUGCCAGCUAUGGACGGGCGGUGCAGUCUGACUCACCAGUACCAGCGAGUGGAGGGCAAGACAGGGGAGCCACUGUACAUCCACGACGGCCACUAGACUCAGCAAGCUUACUCUCUCAGCUCACUGACCUCAAGGCUCGAGGCAUCAACAGCGUAGCCGUUGUUCUCAUGCACUCUUACACAUAUGUAGAGGAUGAGUUGUUGGUGGGAAAGUUGGCGGAGAAGGCAGGGUUUGAUCAUGUCUCUCUCUCACACCAAGUCAUGCCUAUGUUGGCGCAUUGGUGGCCAGAGGUUUCACAGCCUGUGCUGACGCUUACCUCACACCUCAUAUCAAGAAAUACGUCCAGGGCUUUGCCUCUGGAUUCAAAGAUAAUUUGAAAGGCGUCAAUGUUUUGUUUAUGCAAAGUGAUGGAGGUCUCACACCAAUGGAUUUGUAAGUAUUCUCUAUAAUAAAUACAUUUGAAUAUGUGAA
Messenger RNA from Homalodisca vitripennis (glassy-winged sharpshooter), 573 nucleotides. Its product is annotated as 5-oxoprolinase-like. The transcript is spliced from 4 exons. NCBI's taxonomy places the organism in Eukaryota, Metazoa, Arthropoda, Insecta, Hemiptera, Cicadellidae. Bases 270 to 479 code for a protein of 69 amino acids. The record is from RefSeq and is a predicted model, not a curated record.